UGUGCUUUUAUUCUGAAGGGCACAGUCGGAAAUCCAUAGUCGAAGUAUGAAGCUCCAAACUCAGAUGCUAUGAAGUUGAACGCCAGUAAAUACCAAUUUGAGACCUGAAUUCGUAAUGGCGUUCCAUUUGAAAGACAGAGAAGCCUACGAAAGACUGAACUAUCUGUACCAGGCUGCUCACUGUGUCUUAUCUCAAAACCCAAACAACGUGGAGCUGGCUCGGUUCUACUGCUUCACACAGAAAACGAUAGCAAGACGGCUGGUUCUCAGGCAAGAUCCAUCAGUGAAGAGAACUGUGUGUAAGAAAUGCUGCUCACUGCUCAUCCCCGGUGUUACUGCCACAACAAGACAGCGGAGAAAAAAAAAAAAGAAUCGCUUUACUGUUGUGAGGUGUCUCAGCUGCGGCCAGACCAAGAAUCUACUGAAUAAUCCAGAUCAUUGUUUGUGGGCGGACCGACCCGAGGCGCAGCUGGAGCAGCGGAAACAAUCUGAUCCAGGAUCUUCAGCUAAAAAUCAGGCUAAAUGCCCAAAAGCUGAUGGGUCCCAGUCUUCGAAAACACUUGAUGCUCAGAGUUCUACCAGCGCAUAGGUUUUUUUUUCCAAAUAGAAAGCAUAAUUUGGAUAAAUAAAGUGGCUAAGAAGUUGUUUUUUU
Molecule: messenger RNA, 652 nt
Organism: Poecilia reticulata (guppy)
Lineage: Eukaryota; Metazoa; Chordata; Actinopteri; Cyprinodontiformes; Poeciliidae
Gene: rpp21
Product: ribonuclease P subunit p21
Biological process (GO): tRNA processing
Cellular component (GO): nucleolar ribonuclease P complex
Source: RefSeq, a predicted model, not a curated record